Molecule: messenger RNA, 717 nt
Organism: Penicillium egyptiacum
Lineage: Eukaryota; Fungi; Ascomycota; Eurotiomycetes; Eurotiales; Aspergillaceae
Source: the annotation of a GenBank genome assembly
AUGACUCGUGGUCCCUACAUUGUUCCGGCGCUCAAGAAGCACACCGCCACCGUCAUCAUGGCCCACGGUUUGGGAGAUAGGAUGUCCCUUGCCCAGACAUGGCGCCGCCGCGGCAAGUUCGAUGAGGUGGCCUUCAUCUUCCCCAAUGCGCCCGACAUCCCAAUCACAGUUAACUAUGGCAGGUCCAUGCCUGGAUGGUACGACAUCUCCAAACUUGGCGGUGAUUUGGACUUCGAAGAAUUCCUUCUCAGCCAGGACGAAGCUGGAAUUAUCCGCUCCCGCGAUUACUUCAAUACCCUCAUCGAGCAAGAGAUGCAAAAGCAGAUCAAGGCUUCGCGUAUCAUCCUGGGUGGGUUCUCCCAGGGCGGUGCGAUGUCCGUGUUCGCCGGUGUGACUAGCAAGGAAAAGCUUGGCGGUGUCUUUGGCCUGUCGUGCUACAUGCUAUUGAGCGACCGGAUUAAGAACUACCUGCCCGAAGAGUGGGCGAACAAGAAGACGCCGUUCUUCCUUGGCCACGGUCUCGACGAUAAUGUUGUUCCAUUCGCCUCUGGAAAGACAUCGGCGGUUAAGCUCAAGGAACUUGGCCUAGAGAAUGUUUCCUUCAACCAAUAUGAAGACCUUGGUCACUCGGCGACCCCCGAGGAAAUUGAUGAUCUAGAGAAGUUCAUUGAGAAGGCCCUCGCUGAAGGAGAGGGUAAUGCUUCUGCUGGCCUAUGA